This is a messenger RNA of Lactuca saligna, 585 nucleotides long. Lineage: Eukaryota; Viridiplantae; Streptophyta; Magnoliopsida; Asterales; Asteraceae. The record is from the annotation of a GenBank genome assembly.
AUGUGCUUGUUCUUUUUCUUUCAGGAAUCUGAAGUUUCUGCUGUUAAGUAUAUCUCCAUUGAGGAGUAUAAGCAGGCCCUUGCUAAAGAAGAUCUUAGGUAUGUUCCGUACAGUCUAGAGGGGCAAUAUGGUCAACUUUUUGACAUAAUUAUGAAAAGGUACCAUUGCAAUGUGGAAGCACCGAGUUUGGAUUUUCAAAAGAAGCUCAAUCGUUAUGCUCCUAUCUCACUUACUUCAGAGUUGACCGGUUUGACCAAGGAUGAAAAGGAAGCAUUAGUGUUACUCAUUCAUGCUGCAAGAAUGAUGAAUGAUAUUUUCCACCAACAGGUUUUGUUUAACAAUCCAUCUCUAAGAGAAUGGUUAAAGGGGAAUGCUCAUAAGUCUCAUUUUGAAAAAUUGAAAUGGAGUUAUUAUUCAAUAAACAAAAGCCCAUGGUCUUGCCUUGAUGAAAAUGAAGCAUUUUUGACGACUGUAGACUCUGCAAUCAAAUUACUUUCAGAAUCAACAAAGUCGAUUUUAGGUUGGAAUGGAAUUGAAUACAAGGCUGCCUUUCCCAUGAAGAAACCAUAUGGUUCUAAUUUCUAA